AUGGAGAAGAGGAGACGAGCUCGUAUCAACCUCUCCCUAGAGCAACUCAAAGCUCUGCUGGAAAAGAACUACUCCCACCAGAUCCGGAAACGCAAGCUGGAGAAGGCAGAUAUCCUGGAGCUGAGCGUAAAGUACAUGAAGAGCCUACAGCCCUCGGCCCAAGGGGUGUCGCUGACCAAGAGCGCCGACUACCAGGCCGGUUUUCGGAGCUGCCUGCAAGGAGUGCGCCAGUUUCUGCUGCGCUCCGAAGCGGCCAGCGAAGCUUCCUGCUCCUCUUCCUUCCAGCUCCUGCACCAGCUCGCCCGAGUUCUGCCCAUGGCCGCCGCCGGAGGCGUCUUCAGCACCAGGGACAGCGACCCUCAGGCGGCGCUCCCCAAAGCCCGACUGGCCGCGCUGGGCAGCCCCGGGGGGCCGACGACGACGACUCUCAGGAAAGCGAGGCCGCUGAAGGGCCGAGGGUGCGAGGCUGCCUUCCCCGCGGCGGGAGGCCGCAGCCAGGCGGGGAGCGACCGGGGCCAGAGCGGGCAGGCGCUCCCUGAGCGGAGCCAAGAGCUGUGGCGACCUUGGUAA
This is a messenger RNA of Zootoca vivipara (common lizard), 570 nucleotides long. It is a transcript of the gene HES3, whose product is annotated as hes family bHLH transcription factor 3. Gene Ontology annotation, biological process: regulation of DNA-templated transcription. Gene Ontology annotation, molecular function: protein dimerization activity; DNA binding. The record is from RefSeq and is a predicted model, not a curated record. NCBI's taxonomy places the organism in Eukaryota, Metazoa, Chordata, Lepidosauria, Squamata, Lacertidae.